Molecule: messenger RNA, 308 nt
Organism: Prorocentrum cordatum
Lineage: Eukaryota; Dinophyceae; Prorocentrales; Prorocentraceae
Source: the annotation of a GenBank genome assembly
GCGGAGGCGGCGGGGGCGGCGGAAUGUCGCCGGAGGACCUGUUCGAGGCGUUCUUCGCGCAGGCGGGCGGCCAUCCGUUCGCAAGGGGCGGCGGCAUGGGCGGCAUGGGCGGGCCGCGGGUGGUCUUCAGCAGCGGCGGGCUCGGCGGCAACGUGUUCCAUUUCUCCUCCAUGGGCGGCGGUUCAGGCUUCGGCGCGCACCCGGGCCUCCGGCGCCGAGCCGGCGGCGGGCCACAGCAGCGGCGGGAGGCCGGCGAGGACGACGAGAGGCCGGAGGAGCCCGUGCCCGCCUGGCUGACCGCCCUGCAG